Molecule: messenger RNA, 1408 nt
Organism: Haliotis rubra (blacklip abalone)
Lineage: Eukaryota; Metazoa; Mollusca; Gastropoda; Lepetellida; Haliotidae
Exons: 5
Coding region: 362-1051 (229 amino acids)
Source: RefSeq, a predicted model, not a curated record
UUUUUUCAGUAAAACAAUCUUGUAUAUAAGUUGACAGUGGAACGCCGUGUGUCGGACUAUGUGGACGUUUACUUUCUACCGUCAAGUAUUUCUUGAUCAGACCUAACACACAUCCAGGUCAGUAGUUGACUCUAGUUGUAAAUGUGGGGACUGUUGGGUUUGAUGACACAGCUCAUGACGUAUCUACUAUCCAAGUUUCAGGUGCAGCUGGAACUCUUCUGCCGGUUAAGGUGCAGAAGAUGGUUGUAAGAUCUGCAAGAGAAGUCAGAUGUCUGAUUCUACUUUAGCCUAUGGUGCUUAAAGAUUCCAUACCUCUCCUCUGAUUGUAUGAACUCAUCACACGUCUGAACUUUGAACACCGAUGACUCACACAAUGAAGUCAUGUCCUGGCCUGAAUGGUCCCGUCAGAUCGUCCCCCAUAUCAGAUCCACAUCUUGUUCAGAUGAAGAAGACAUCAGUGACAUAUUUGCUAGCAAUCUUCCUUGGGUUGUUCGGAGUCCAUCACUUCUACCUUGGAAGGCCCAAAUUUGGUAGACUGUAUCUGUGUACCGCCGGGCUGCUGGGGCUGGGCUAUGUGGUGGAUCUCAUUCGUGUUCCUUGGCUGGUCGAAAACGCCAAUCUUGAAAUUCGGCAUCCAGAGCGACGAGGGAUGAAAUAUCUCGGAGAUGCUUAUCUGCUUUGGUUUCCACCUUUUGGCUUACUAGGCUUUCAUCAUUUCUACCUUGGGCAUUUCUACACUGGCGUGUGUUACGCGCUCACGGUGGGAGCUCUGGGCAUCUGCUGGCUUCUCGAUGUCAUCCUGUUACCAGUUUUAUGGAUACGAUGGGUCAACGAACUCAACGGUCACUGCGCUGAGAUGGAACGCUGGUGUAAGAACUUACCUGAAGACACCACAGAAGCUGGUCUGUCCACGCCGCCAGUGAUGACAGCACCACCUCCCUAUACGUAUCUUCUGGAGCCAUGUUCAGAUACCACCAGUCCGCCGUCGUAUGACGAGGUGAUGCUGGCGGACGCUACUGAGAAGAACGAGGAACCGUAUCUAGCCACAUAGAUCACUGUUUCUUACUGUCCUUGUGGGAAAUGACCAUCCUUGGUAACAAGAUGAGUCUGCCAUCUCAGUGUGGGUCCCAGACAACUGUUCUGUGAUAUUGCCGAGUAUAAAUGUCCCAUUACCAGUGAUACAGUAGUGUCAGUGUGUAGUUGAAUGGCACGUGUUAUGUUUCUGUGUCCGGUCACUGGUCAGUUGGUCUUCAUAUCAGCAGACAGUCACCAUUCACUCACGAAUAUAUCGGCACACUAAACGGUUCUGUUGUUCCGGGUUGGCAACAUCAUAUAAAUUCGAGUUCAUCAAGUGAACCUUGUACUGAAUAAAAUAGACAUGGUAUUUUAUGACUGCUUCGAUAUUUCA